Neocloeon triangulifer is the source of this 2262-nucleotide messenger RNA. RefSeq lists its product as uncharacterized. Lineage: Eukaryota; Metazoa; Arthropoda; Insecta; Ephemeroptera; Baetidae. The transcript has 8 exons. The record is from RefSeq and is a predicted model, not a curated record. The coding region runs from base 394 to 2067 and encodes 557 amino acids.
CAUGCCUCCCGUUUGUUUUGUUUGUUUACAUCGGUUUCUGACUCAAACCAAAGAAAUUUAUCAUGCCCUGCAUGUCUUCUACAAAAAUAUUUUCCACAUUAAGUAAUUAAAUUCACCCAACACACAGAUCUGGCUGAAUGGUCCUGCCAAAGCCAUAAUCAAUAUCAACAACAACAACAACAACAACAUCGGUUUACAGCAGAAAGAAAAGGUCAGAAAAGUCUUGACUCAUCGGUUUUUAUUUUGGAGUUUGGAUAUCAGCGAGGAGAAAGAAAAAAUAUAACAACAACUGAAAGGCGACAAGAGUUGUGUACAAAAGGAUCAAAAGAAAAGAUUUUUGAAAUUAUGAAUGGUUCACCCUUGUAAUUAUUGUUGCUGGAAAAUUGUGUCGCAAUGGAGAAGAAAAAUCAGGAAGAAGGGGCCUCUCCAGAAGCUAAAAGACCUCGUCGUCCCACCAGAAGCACCGGCCGACCCACUGACCGUCAUAGACACAGCUCGGAAAUGCACAGAGCCAUUGAAGACAAAGAUUUCAAUACCAUUGAAAAACUGUUGAGCAAAGGGGAAACCUUCUGCAACGGCGAGGGACUCAACUGUUUUAUUCUAGCCGCUUGUUCUUGCAUGAAUGGAUCACCCCUGGCUUCUCGAUGGAAAUUCACCCAGAAAAUGCUGAACAUUGAUCCGCAAACGGGACUGUCUGCGAGGAAUACAGACGGUUCUACUUUGCUGAUGAUUUUCUCAAAUUGCCCAGCAAAAAUUGAAUUCUUGGCAAAUUUGGGUGCGAACCUGAAUGAUGUAGACAAUGAUGGUGAUACGGUUUUGAUGAGAUCAUACAUGCACUCCAAUGGUGAUACCAGGGGAUUCUUGAAGCUGUUAGAACUUGGCGCCAGUCCAAAUAUGCCAGCUGGGAACAAAUACCCCAACAUGAUCUCAUUUUUUAUUUCCAAUUAUUGUAUAUCUGCAAAACCUUGUUUCAAGUACCUGAUGAGGCCAGAGUUUUUCAGCAAAAUUGAAGAGUCUCAAUUUAGCGAGAACCCAAUAUUUUCUUGUCUUGAAGGAUACUGUAAACUAAAUCUGAGAACCGCUUAUUCUGAUAGCUCUGAUAGUUUGGAGGAAGUUUUAAAGGACAAGAUUUCCCCUAGAUUCAACAUUCUGGCCACAAGAAAGACAAGCUUGUUUUCCCCGGAAAACGGCUAUCCCGUGUGGAAUAUUUUGAAACAGGUCCUGAAUAUCCCCGAGGAAAUAUUGUUGGAUCCCCAGGGCUACUAUCUAUUCACAGUCAGCCUGCACAGCUUUUUACAUAACGAUCAACCCUAUGAUGCUGUGAAAGUCCAGCUCCGAGCUAUUAGUAAACUUGGCUAUGUUGCUCCAAAAAAUGCAAAAGCUUUGCCCUUAAAUCUGGCUCUCCUCUACAAUGCAAUUCAACGCCAGGGAAUAGAAUCAAUUGUGACAAUAGGACGUGCACCUGCUAGCUUUAUUUGUGAAUUUUGUUUGAAAGAAGAAACAUUCGAUGACUCAUGUCUCGAGAUGCUCAACUUACUAGCACCAUAUUUGUCACUCAUGUCCCUGUCACCACGUCUGAUCGACUCAUUGUCCAAAUUUGCUCAACAAGUGAUGUCGAUGAUCCCAGAGAACCCAUUUGACUUGAUGAAUCAAAUUGUGAUGAACAUGCGUCUGAUGUUUUCACAUUCUCCAAACGAACAGAGGCGUUUUGUCGAAAAUUUCUGCAUGAGACCUUAUAUCUUUUUAGUGUGGUUUUUUAUAAAAAUCUUCCUUGGCCCAAACUGCAGCUUGCGUUGGGACAAAUUUCUGCAUAAAGAUUUGGAUGGGAAAAUUUUAGACAAGGUUGAGGAAUUUCUCAAAUCGAGGAAAAUCACCACUGAAGAUAUUGAGGAAGCAAAUGUUCGAGGAAAAGUGCAAUCACUUGAAGCUUUGAGUGUUUGGUGCGUCAGGAGAAGACUGUUCCAGUGUCGCAAGGAGGGCGAAAAACUUGUUGACUGCGUUAGUAAGUUAGUCGAGAGCACACCAAUCCCAACAUGCAUCCAAAAUGAGCUGCUGCUUUUCAAGUGAUAGUAUUUAUUUGCAAUUUUCAAAUAAUUCCUUAAAAGGUGUUCAAACAAAUAACCACAAUUAAAGAUCCAUGAAAUUAAUUUUGCAUAAAAUCAAACGUAAACAUUGUGUAUUGUCUCGAAAUUAAACUGUGCAGCAAAAAUUACGAAGACUGAGAUUCCUUGUAUCAUUUAAAUAAAAAAAAAAAAUUAUAAA